GAUGUUGUUUGAGUUCCAACAUGGCGCGGGGGGGGUUUAUCCUGGAGGGUUUUUGACUUUUGCUGAGCGACUCCAGAACCGCCACUAAACUUUACAGCUCAACCUCUCUCAGCGGAGUAACACACUGCGGGAUUUAUGAAUCCACACUCUUAACUCUGAGCCCGAGUCUAUAACAGCGCUGAUGCUCUGCUGCAACCAUGUUCAGCAAAAAGAAAAAGCAGCGCAUCCAGAUCUCUGCGCCCUCCAACUUCGAGCACCGUGUGCAUACUGACUUUGAUGAGCAGGAGCAGAAAUUUGUGGGACUUCCCCGCCAAUGGCAGAGUCUGAUUGAGGACACGGCCAAGAGGCCGAAACCCUUCAUCGAUGCUACGGUCAUCACCACUGUGGAGCCUCGCAAGACCAUUGUGCGGGGCAGUAAGAUAGGGGUUGAUGGCUCUCUGACAUGGCUGCUGGAUGAGUUUGAGACCAUGUCAGUUAUCCGCUCCAACUCCCUUCGACGAGGCAGCCCACCUACACAGCCCCGCAGUGACUCAGGUUCUAUUGGAAGGCAGGAGAACGGGGAGUACCCCCAUCGGCAACAGAGCGAACGACCUGACCACACUGGAGACAGCAAAGACAGAGAAAGAAUUCGUCAGGAGCAUCCGGGGCCUGACCCCCGGCCGAGGCCAGCUCGGACCUCCCGUGAGGAUGGCCGACCACAGCAGCAGCCCCGUGGCCAAGAACCCAACAGGCACAAGGAACCGCCCCCUCCACCUCAUAGAGAACGUGCUAGAGACCGUGAACGUGAGCGUGAAGGAGAACGAGAGCCUCGCGAGUACCAUGACCAGGUGGUUCGGAGGGAGGGGGCUAAUGAUAAAAGGCCCAAAUCCAGCUACGCAGUACGGGAUAGUAGCCCACAGUCCCCACGGGACAAGAGACCGCUCUCUGGACCGAACAUUCGCACACCCAACCUGCCUGUAACAGAAGGGGUAAUCAAGACUGCACAGCAAGGACGGCCAUUUAACACUUACCCCCGUACAGAAAGCGACACAGUAAGAAAUCCCAGCAAUCAGGACUUGAAGACAGGCAGAACACAAGAGCCUCCCCACCAUAAUGGCCCUUCCAGCGCUGCAAGCCGAACUGGAGGCAGCGGGGGUAAAGCUACUUCCCGAGGGGAACCCCAGCAGCAUCACACAUCUCACCCAGCUCUAGGUCCAGAUUCACACAGCCAGCAGCUUCCCCCAGCGCCCAGACCACCUGCACCCCCUAGCUCUCAACAGCAAGGCCGCUCUCCACAGAGGGAGCCUCAGCGGGUUUCUCAUGAGCAGUUCCGUGCAGCUUUGCAGAUGGUGGUGGACCCCGGGGACCCACGCACCUACCUGGAUCACUACAUCAAGAUCGGCGAAGGCUCCACCGGCAUCGUGUGUAUUGCAACGGUUAAGAGCACAGGAAAGCUGGUGGCUGUGAAAAAGAUGGACCUGCGCAAACAGCAACGGCGAGAGCUGCUCUUUAAUGAGGUGGUGAUCAUGCGAGAUUAUCAUCAUGAGAACGUUGUGGAGAUGUACAAUAGUUACUUAGUGGGAGAUGAACUAUGGGUUGUCAUGGAGUUCCUUGAAGGUGGAGCACUUACGGACAUUGUCACACAUACCAGGAUGAAUGAGGAGCAGAUUGCCACUGUGUGUCUGUCUGUCCUGAAGGCUUUGUCAGUGCUGCAUGUCCAGGGUGUCAUCCACAGAGACAUUAAGAGUGACUCCAUUCUGCUAACUCACGAUGGCAGAGUAAAGCUGUCUGACUUUGGCUUCUGCGCUCAAGUCUCAAAAGAGGUCCAGCGAAGAAAGUCACUUGUUGGGACGCCAUACUGGAUGGCUCCUGAGCUCAUCUCAAGAUUGCCAUAUGGACCAGAGGUGGAUAUUUGGUCUCUUGGCAUUAUGGUGAUUGAGAUGGUUGAUGGAGAGCCUCCAUAUUUCAAUGAACCUCCACUGAAAGCAAUGAAGAUGAUUCGUGACAACCUUCCACCCAAACUGAAGAACCUCCACAAGGUCUCACCACUUCUCAAGGGCUUCUUGGACAGGAUGCUUGUUCGAGACCCUGGCCAGAGGGCUACAGCCCAGGAACUGCUCAAGCACCCAUUCCUCAGCAAAUCCGGCCCACCAUCCUGCAUCGUGCCCCUCAUGAGGCAGAACCGCAUGAGAUGAGAGCGAGAACCUCAAAGACCCUCAGCUGAGCUCAAAGCACUGUCCCUUUGAGGCAGGACCCUUGCAGAGAGAUGCUGCUCUGCACCCUUUAGAUACUGUUUGCCUUCUGGUCAACCAUUUGAAAGGACGGACCCAACUUGUAGGUACUGUGAUGAGUACACACUACGCAUGGCCAGAAAAGACUGAAAAAGAAGCAUUUAAGGAAAUCACUGAGGAUUCAAAACAAUGCUUUUGUAAAAAGAUGUAUGGUCCAUCUUUGGUAAUGAGAGAAGUUGGUCCUUUUGUUCCUCUUUUCAUUUUAGAGGGUUUUUGGAUCCUUUUUCUUUUUUGGGAAGCAUGAUCUCUCUGUGGCUGCGUUUCUAGGUGAAGUCAUGAAAGACAUUCUUUCACCAAUCUGAACUUCCUGGAGCUGCUUUUUUUCCUCUCUACAGUGGAAACAAGUGUUUUUCUUACUAAACUCAACCCAAGCUUCACCUCCUGCACCACAACCACUUUCCUACUUCAGAUGUUCACGGUUAAAAGAAGAAAAAAGAAAACUACUGAAAGAAGAGCUAUAUUUUUACUUUAUCAAAUGAAUUAAACACUAAUACACUAGGCUCCUGUUACAACACUACACUAGUUAGGUUAACACUGGAAGUGUGCUUUUACUUCAGACCAUUUGUAGUCUUUUGGAAGUUUGAUAAAGAGUUAUGUAAUUUUUAUAUAUUGUGAAUUUUUCUUUUCUUUUUUUCUACUUAAGGUGACAGUGAAGCACUGUUUUGAGAUUGAGGCUGCACUCCCGUUUUUUAAAAACUCUACAAAUAACUGAUUCCAGCAUAUUUUAUGAGAAAUGACUAGAAAACAGAAUGAAAUCACCCUUCUGUUUAAUUCCUUUCCUUUUUAUAAAAACAAAAUACCUGGGGAGGGGGUGGAGGAGCGUGUUUUGAAGACUUUCUUGUAUCAAAGCACCAUAUUUUUGUGGUUGCAGACACUGACUGUUACAAAAGUCUUCCCAUUGCAGGGCUGUGUGAGACUGAGACAGCUUUUUGAAAAGCUCUACCUGUCCUAUUGACACACGGCUAGCUGUUUCAGUACUUCUGCGUCUUUACCUAUGCAGAAUUUAAUCCUAUAAGGUGUGAUCUGUUGCAGGAAUGAGGGCUGCACUGCAUGAAUGUAUUGAUAACAUUACUUUAUUGCUGGCUACCAAGGUUGUGAGGGGCUGCUGGCCACAGCAUUUUAGGCUCCCGAUCUAACACUGCCCACUGAUUUUAGCACGGGUUGUGGAUUAGUGUAGUCAGGUGUGGAAAAUCGGGGAAGAAAAUGCUAACCGCUAAACAAUAAGGUGCUCUGCUGUGCCUUCAGGACUUACUAACUCCCCUGAUUCCCCUGCUGUCUUGUCCUAGGGUUACUUGUUACUAGGGCUAAAGUUUAUUAGGGCUGAUGUCUAAGCAAAGGAUAUGUGAACUAGAGCUGUGGAGACUUAGCUUAAUCCAACUGUGAAGCAGCUGCUACAGCAACAGUGUCCGCUGUGUAGACUUUGUGCUUGAACUCUACCACAAAGCACCAGCUACCUAAUGUAGCUGCAUAGACACACAUACAAGCACACAUUUGCUAUCGCUGUGUGUAUGUAGCAAGCCGUCAGUGCCUUGGUCUCUAGUCCUAGGCUUCUAAGGCUAGUAGCAUGUUAGCUCACACCUAGAGAGUAACCAAAGAGCAUUGAGAAAGUGGGCUGAGAAAUUCUUUUUUUCUGUACAACCUGGUACAAGCUAAUAAGACAAAUUGAUUCUUUGACCCUUAGCAAUAGAAAACUCGUUUUGGUGCUAUACAGAACCAAUUACAAAUGCCUGUAUGGGUAGCCUGUAAGGUGUUCCCCUGGUCAGGGACAAGUAAGGGUUAAACCAGAGCCCAAUCUGGGUUGAACUCUGCACACUGGGCUGUAAUAAUAAGGCCCAUUAAAUCCCAGGGUCCCGGUAAAUCACAUGUAUUUACCCACUCGGAGCCCAUUUUCUGAUUUAAAAAAGCUUUCUAACUAGGCAGUGGCUCUAUAUACUAAGGCCAUUUCAGAAGAAAAACAUGUUUAAAUAGUCUGUAACUAACCACAAACUUACAAAAUCACACACUACACACUACUACACAGCAUUUCUGAAUUUCUUGUCAUGAUUCUGUAUGUUUGCUUCUUCUGUCACACGUUUAGACCUUAAGUGUAUGAGUGGAUUGACUGGCUGAUCGAAUCAGACAAUGUGUUGAUCUGUUGGGCAAGAUGUAAAGUUGAAGUAAUUAAAAUCAAGGAGAGUAGCCGCACAGGAUCAGUUUAAUUCUCAUUUAGUUUUAACAUUUAUUGGUUAUUGGAGAGAUGUCCUAUAGAAAGCGGUUAGAUUGAAGGAGGCCGGUUAAUUUUGUAUAUAUUUUGUGAUUUUUUUUUUUUUUUUGUGGUCCUGAUGACCAAACAUCUCUAAUUCACUCUAGUUGUAGGAAUGAAAUCUACAUGAGAUCAGAUCUAGUGAACAUAAUGAGGUGAAAUGUGUGAAUAGUUUUUAAUUGUUAUUUUCUAGUAACAUUUGUUUUAACAUAAGCAAACAAAAAAAGAAGAGUGCUCCAAUUUUCUGGAGGUGAAGCAUGAAACAAAAAAUGACAAUCAGAUGUCUAAAAUGUGUAAAAAAAAAAAAUAUAUGACCUAAUAUGAAGUGCUAACAUUUUAAUGACCAAGAAAGUAGAUUUAAGAAAGUUUAGCAACAGAAUGAGCAAAUUAAUUAAUUAAUUAAUUAUUCCGGGCAACCAAAUAGAAUUGGUAGAAUUGGACAAAUUGCUGAAAGACAGUGGAGUACAUUCAGUUUUAGAUAUUUGACACACACAGCCUAGUCGCUAUCCUCGGCUUCCGGGGUUUUCAGAAGGUGUCUUGCCACAAGGAUGACCCUUAAACGGUCAAGUAAGUGUUACACUGACAUACUCUUGUUGUUUAGUGUAACAGUUAUCGGUUUGAUUUCCUGACUGAUUCAGGCUAAAUUUGAAAACUCUUAUUUUGUGCAUUCAGUAUAGUGAAGAAGAAAUUGGAUUUAUUUAAUUUUUCCAGUCUUCUAGUUAGUUUUUGACUUCUGCCCCACACCAUCUGUAUUUGAUUUUCAAAAUGGUAAAAUCUGAAAAUUUGAGGAGUACAAAAUUGAGAAAAUUACCCACUUCUGUAUUACACUAUGUGAGAAAAUAAUAAGGUUUUACGCCCAAUUUUUGUUUUCGAAUUUAGCUUUAAAUGUUCAGAAGACUUUACUAAUAAAUGCUACACUGACCCUUGCUCUCUUUCUCUCUACCAAUUAAGAUCUUAAGUCAUCAGACACUGUUGGGAUACUGGGCCUUGAGCAUUCCUUUAAGAACAUACAGCCUUAAAGCUUUAAAAAAACAACAACUAUCCAUUCCACACUACAGGGCACAUGCCGUUGUGUCUGCAGACACUACAGUCUAUGAUUAUUGAAUUGAGUUUGAGUCUUCCUUUGAUGACACAUCUGCAAAUUCCAGUGAGGAUGCGUCUGUAUAUCCUCAAGCCUUAUUUCUGCUGUUAGGAAUCUGUAAAUGGAAAAUACUGUACUCUGAGAGACAUUUCUGUGUUUGAGUUUGUUUUGGGUAACCUCUAUGAAUGUCCGUCCUGUCUGUCUUUCCUAUUUUGUUGUACUAAAAAAGAGGUACAUUAAUGAAGCCGGUGCAUUCCCCAUUUCUAAGCAAGAUGUGAUAAUUUUUGAUUUAUUAUAUUUUAUUGUCUCUUAUUUUUUCAGUACUUUAAAUAUGGCUCACAUCUUUGAUUGAAAAAUCCAGCUCAAAACUGUUGUUUACUGGUAGCUGGUUUCAGGUGAUCUAAGCUGAUCUGAGUCUUUGCUGAUUAAAGUAAAAAGCAGACCAGUUGGUUUCAUUGGAGUUUGAUGGAUUAGCUGGUCAACAUGCUGGUCAUAGUGGUUGAUUAGUAGGGCUGUGUUUUAACACCUGAGACUAUUAUUUAAAUACCAAUUCCCUGAUUUCAAAAAUCGGGACAUUGUUGCAAUACAAAAUAUUGCAAUAAUUCAAUAUAUCAGCAUUUUCAUACACAUCUACUAAGUUGAUCAGGCCUAUCAUACAAGUGGGCCAGUAUAGUUAGUCAUGCCUGUGAACCAAGUUGGGUCUACUGACCAAUGUUCUUGGUUAUGCUGGUUCAUGCUUAUGGUUAAUGAGCCAGUCAGUGUGGUCAUGCUGUUGGACACUUAAACCAUCAAACUCCUAUUAAACACCAACAUACCCAAUGCUGGUCAAAGUCUGUUUAUUCCAUUAGAUAAGAAAACUGGAAAGUCCAGUUCAGAAACGGUUCAGAAAAGCUUUGCUUUGGAAAUAAACAUCAUCUUCAGCGCUCUUCAGUGUGGAGGUUAAGUAUCUUUCUGAUAAGCAUGUGCACAUUUCUGAUGCUCGUUCGUCUGUAUGUAGAAGUAUAAUCUUUAGCUUGUGCAGAAUGUGGGCUGAUUCAUGCGUUACCAUAUCAGCACUUAACUUGAUCUGAUACCAGUGUGGUUCAAAGCCAUUAUUCGCUGAUACAGAUAUGGUACUGAUGCUAUCAAACAGACCUAAUACUUCGCCUCCUAUCAGAUCAGUACAGUCGGCCACUAUACCACUAAUUGAGCUUGCUUAUUCAGCCAGUGGCUGGCUGUACAUUUUAAGGCUUGUUUCUAAAAACCUGUGAUGUCUGUUCUUUUAAACAUUCUCUGUAAUCAUAUUACUGUUUUGUUUUGUUCAUGUCAGUGAAUCAGUUUGUUUAAUGAAAUUUGGAAUAUGAACACAAUAAUACUGUUGGAUAUAGGAUUGUAAUGCCAUGUAAACAUGAUGAUUUAGACAUGACUUAAGUCUUUAGAACUCAUGAAUUUAGAAGAAUGAUAAUUUGAAAGCCCUGAAUCCUGGACUGCGACUACUACUGACAGGCCUGCUAAUGUAUGUAUGUGAAAUAUCACAGAAUUCAAUCAGUGUUUUUUCUCUCUUAAUCUGUAGUCACGUUAUGCAUAAACUCCACAAUUUGAUAGUCAACUGAUACCAGUUCCCUCCAUGAUUUCGUGAUUUUUUUUGUUGUUGUUAAAAGAACUUUCAGCUUUGCAGUUGUUCUGAUGUUUGCAAAUACAUUUUUUCCUCACACAA
Molecule: messenger RNA, 7289 nt
Organism: Astyanax mexicanus (Mexican tetra)
Lineage: Eukaryota; Metazoa; Chordata; Actinopteri; Characiformes; Acestrorhamphidae
Gene: pak4
Product: p21 protein (Cdc42/Rac)-activated kinase 4
Exons: 10
Coding region: 198-2174 (658 amino acids)
Biological process (GO): regulation of MAPK cascade; protein phosphorylation; intracellular signal transduction
Cellular component (GO): cytoplasm
Molecular function (GO): ATP binding; protein serine/threonine kinase activity
Source: RefSeq, a predicted model, not a curated record